CCAAAAAUCCAAAUAACCCAAACGAAAAUUACUACAUAAAUGCCUAACCUUUUCUUUUCUCCUCUCUCUUGCAUUUCUUGAAUUUUGUUUCGAUUACUUUAAAAAAAAUUGCCUUUUUCUGAAAGCGCUUCUAGUUUGAUCUUAAUGGAUUAUUUACUUUUCAGAAAUUAGUAGCUCAAACAAAAUUAAGAGAGAAAAAGAGAUCGUGGGUUUUUUCAAAGAAAAAGUUUCAAACAGAAAGCACAAACUUUCCGAUGUGGCUUGCGAGGAAGUUGGGGAUGACAUAAAUUCUUCUGCCAGUCCGAAGUUUUGGAUAUAAAGCAGUGGUUUUUGUAUUUUCCUUUUUCCUUUUCUGUAUCGUUUAGUAAAGUCACAUUUGGCUUAUUGGAAAUGCCUGUAAUUCGGAGGAAAAAACCCACUUCUGAACCCAACAAAAAUUCAGCAUCAGACUCAAAAACGCCAAGCGAGGAAGAGGAACAUGAACAAGAACAGGAACAAGAAGAAGAUAAAAAUAACAAAAAGAAAUACCCAAAGAAGAAGAGCAGUGAAAUCAAUGCAAAAAAAUGGUCAUGCAUAGACAGCUGUUGUUGGUUUGUUGGUUGCAUCUGCGUGACGUGGUGGGUUUUACUAUUUCUUUACAAUGCAGUGCCUGCGUCUUUGCCUCAAUACGUAACUGAGGCAAUCACGGGUCCUUUACCCGAUCCACCUGGUGUUAAGCUGAAAAAAGAGGGAUUAACAGCAAAGCAUCCAGUGGUUUUUGUACCUGGGAUUGUUACCGCGGGGCUUGAAUUGUGGGAAGGCCAUCAGUGUGCUGAUGGGCUGUUUAGGAAACGGCUCUGGGGUGGAACUUUUGGAGAAGUUUAUAAGAGGCCUCUCUGCUGGGUAGAGCAUAUGUCUCUAGACAAUGAAACUGGAUUGGAUCCUCCUGGUAUAAGGGUCAGGCCAGUCUCUGGACUUGUGGCUGCUGAUUACUUUGCUCCAGGCUAUUUUGUGUGGGCUGUUCUGAUUGCUAAUUUGGCACGCAUUGGAUAUGAGGAGAAAACAAUGUUCAUGGCCUCAUACGAUUGGAGACUUUCAUUUCAGAACACUGAGGUCCGUGACCAAACAUUAAGCCGGAUGAAGAGUAAUAUAGAACUUAUGGUUUCUAUCAAUGGUGGAAAUAAGGCAGUUAUUGUUCCACAUUCCAUGGGUGUUUUGUACUUUCUGCAUUUUAUGAAGUGGGUUGAGGCACCAGCUCCAAUGGGAGGAGGUGGUGGACCAGAUUGGUGUGCUAAGCAUAUCAAGGCAGUCAUGAACAUUGGUGGUCCAUUUUUAGGUGUUCCCAAAGCUGUUGCUGGGCUUUUCUCGGCUGAAGCAAGAGAUAUUGCAGUUGCCAGGGCCAUAGCACCAGGUUUCUUAGAUAAUGAUAUGUUCCGCCUACAAACAUUGCAACACAUGAUGAGGAUGUCUCGCACAUGGGAUUCGACCAUGUCAAUGAUACCAAGAGGUGGGGACACUAUCUGGGGCGAUCUUGAUUGGUCACCUGAAGAAGGUUACAUUCCUAGAAAGAAAAGGCAGAGAAAUAAUGCAACUGAUAAUGUAAACGAAGGUGGGGCCGAAAGUGAGAUUUCUCAAAGAAAGAUUGUUAGAUAUGGAAGAAUGAUAUCAUUUGGGAAAAAUAUAGCAGAGGCACCUUCAUAUGAUAUUGAAAGGAUUGACUUUAGGGAUGCUGUUAAAGGUCGUAGUGUGGCAAAUAAUACCUGCCUUGAUGUGUGGACUGAAUACCAUGAAAUGGGAUUCGGAGGUAUUAAAGCCGUUGCAGAGUAUAAGGUCUACACUGCUGGAUCUACUAUAGAGCUGCUUCAGUUUGUCGCCCCAAAAAUGAUGGAGCGUGGUAGUGCUCAUUUUUCUUAUGGAAUUGCUGACAAUUUGGAGGACCCAAAAUAUGAGCACUACAAAUACUGGUCAAAUCCCCUGGAGACAAAGUUACCUAAUGCUCCAGAAAUGGAAAUAUUUUCCAUGUAUGGAGUUGGCAUACCAACAGAAAGAGCUUAUGUUUAUGAGUUUUCUCCUGCUGCUGAGUGCUACAUUCCAUUUCAGAUUGAUACAUCAGCUAAUGAUGGCGAUGAAGAUGGCUGUCUGAAAGAUGGAGUCUAUACUGUUGAUGGGGAUGAGACUGUUCCUGUUUUAAGUGCAGGCUUCAUGUGUGCUAAAGCUUGGCGUGGGAAAACCAGAUUUAAUCCUUCAGGAAGUCGAACAUACAUUAGAGAGUACGAUCAUUCUCCUCCAGCUAAUUUGCUAGAGGGCCGAGGCACCCAAAGUGGUGCCCAUGUUGAUAUAAUGGGUAAUUUUGCUUUAAUCGAGGAUAUUAUGAGGGUGGCAGCCGGGGCUACAGGAGAAGAUUUGGGAGGCGAUCAAGUGUAUUCAGAUAUCUUUAAGUGGUCUCAGAAGAUCAAAUUACCACUGUAAUUGCAAAGUGCUGGAAAUUUAUUGACUCAAGCGAAUUCAUGUUACUGUGGCCAUUGCUAUAGGUUCAGGCUCCAGUUCUGAAUGCAUAGUUCUAGAUGUAUACUUUCUCAACCCUAGCCACUGUAAUAAUAUUAUCUAUUAGUUUUUGGACUACAGCUAUUUGCUUGUGAAAAAGGCAAAGAUCUUACCCCAUUCAUUCCUAUAAUCUGCAGUCAGUGGUUGAGGAAAAUUUAAUGAAACUUGCUCAUUUCUUCGUUUACAGAGAUGUGUGGACCUGAGGAUGCAAGUAAUUCCAUCAAAAACAGCUUUUCUGUUUGCUUGUGCUUGCUCUGAACAUUAUAAUUAUGGAACAAGGCAUCUAUGCUUUCUGAUUUGUUAUCUGAGAGUGACUGUGAAGGAAGCUGCAAAGCUGGCCGUGUUGCAGCAGAUUCACAUAUACAUUAAUAUAAAGCUGAAUUACAGUUGUUGCCUUUGCUCUUAUUAAGAUUCGUUUAAUAUAUGUCUCAUGUUUCUGUACU
Ricinus communis (castor bean) is the source of this 2966-nucleotide messenger RNA. Its product is annotated as phospholipid:diacylglycerol acyltransferase 1. The transcript is spliced from 7 exons. The coding region runs from base 391 to 2448 and encodes 685 amino acids. Gene Ontology annotation, biological process: lipid metabolic process. Gene Ontology annotation, cellular component: cytoplasm. The record is from RefSeq and is a predicted model, not a curated record. Lineage: Eukaryota; Viridiplantae; Streptophyta; Magnoliopsida; Malpighiales; Euphorbiaceae.